Penicillium pulvis is the source of this 1497-nucleotide messenger RNA. RefSeq lists its product as uncharacterized. Bases 1 to 1497 code for a protein of 498 amino acids. The transcript has 6 exons. NCBI's taxonomy places the organism in Eukaryota, Fungi, Ascomycota, Eurotiomycetes, Eurotiales, Aspergillaceae. The record is from RefSeq and is a predicted model, not a curated record. Gene Ontology annotation, molecular function: FAD binding; catalytic activity.
AUGACUAUCCCGCAGGAAUGUACUGUGCUGGUAGUGGGUGGUGGCCCUGGGGGCUCGUAUGCUGCCUCAGUACUCGCACGAGAGGGCAUUUCUACCGUCUUGUUGGAAGCUGAUCUGUUUCCUCGAUACCACAUCGGCGAGAGCCUUUUGCCAUCUACACGGGAAUUUUUGAAAUUCAUUGACGUGUAUGACAAGUUCGAAAGCCACGGAUUCAAACACAAGAAUGGAGCUUCAUUCAGCUAUAAUAGCAAGCCUGCAGCAUACACAAACUUCCUUGCAUUUGGUGGACAUGCAUGGAAUGUGGUCCGCUCCGAAUGCGAUCAGAUUCUUUUCGAGCACGCUGGGCAUAGCGGAGCUAAAACAUUUGACGGAGUCAAGGUAAAUGCAAUUGAUUUUGAGCCAACCGGCUGCCAGGAAGAUCGUGGCAAUGGCAAGCUAGGACGGCCAGUGUCUGCUUCGUGGACACGCAAGGACAAAAGCGCCAGCGGCACGAUUCGACUCAAGUACUUGGUAGAUGCCAGUGGCAGAGCUGGUAUAAUUAGUACCAAAUAUAUGAGAAAUCGCAAAUAUAACGAAGGCCUCAAGAAUAUCGCGACUUGGGGCUAUUUCGAGAGCGCUGGAGUGUAUGGCAAGGGUACCCCGGCAGAAGGGGGUCCAUUCUUCCCUCGGCUCAAAGAUGGAACUGGCUGGGCCUGGUUCAUUCCUCUCCACAACGGGACAACAUCUGUUGGGUUGGUCAUGCAACACACCAGCUUCACGGCCAAGAAGAAGGCUAUGGAGUCACCGAGCACGCGGGAAUUUUUCAUGCAGUACGUGCAUGAUGCUCCGAUGAUUUUUGAACUGCUGGAAAAUGCCAAACUCGUUUCAGACGUCAAGUCGGCUACCGACUGGUCCUAUAGCGCCCCAACCUAUGCCAGUCCCUAUAUUCGAAUUGUUGGGGAUGCUGGGUGUUUCAUUGACCCAUUAUUCUCAUCAGGUGUCCAUUUGGCAUUCACUGGGGCGCUCUCUGCCGCCGCCUCCAUCUGUGCGGCGAUCAAAGGGGACUGCACUGAGCAUACUGCGGUCGGUUGGCACUCGGAGAAGAUCCGAGAGGCUUAUACCCGGUUUUUACUUGUGGUUACGAGCGCAUACGCCCAGAUCACUGGGCAGGAGCGUCCGGUCUUGAAUGAGUAUGACGAGGAGAAUUUUGAUCGUGCUUUCAGCUUCUUCCGACCUAUUAUCCAGGGUACCGUAGAAGUAGGUGGAGGGAAAUUGAAUGCUAAAGACGUGGCCGACUCGGUGGAGUUUUGCAUGCGAGUGAUUCGCAAGGUUGAUGGUACCCAUAACAUGGCUUCAAAUGGAAAGCAGCUGUGUGAGGAUGAACGGGGCGAGUUGACCUGUGAUCGUAUCAAGAAGGAGGAGCUCAAAUCGGAUCUCAACAAAUUCCGUGUUGACGCUGUUAACGGGAUGGUUGUUAACCUUGAACAGGGGGCUCUGGGGUUGGUUCAAGCGGUUUGA